This is a messenger RNA of Lodderomyces margitis, 1419 nucleotides long. It is a transcript of the gene APN2, whose product is annotated as DNA-(apurinic or apyrimidinic site) lyase. The record is from RefSeq and is a predicted model, not a curated record. Gene Ontology annotation, molecular function: endonuclease activity; DNA-(apurinic or apyrimidinic site) endonuclease activity; double-stranded DNA 3'-5' DNA exonuclease activity. The coding region runs from base 1 to 1419 and encodes 472 amino acids. Gene Ontology annotation, cellular component: nucleus. Gene Ontology annotation, biological process: base-excision repair. Lineage: Eukaryota; Fungi; Ascomycota; Pichiomycetes; Serinales; Debaryomycetaceae. The transcript has a single exon.
AUGCCAGACCUACUAUCUCAACAACCAUUCACUAAAAUUUUACAGAAAAAUGAAAAUUCCUUUAGAUUUGUUACGUUUAAUGUAAACGGUGUCAAGACAAUUUUUAAUUACCAUCCGUGGAACAAAAUCAACAAUGAUUUCAAUACAAUGUUUGAUUUGCUACAAGCAGACGUAAUUACACUCCAGGAAUUAAAACUAACGGAACAAUCUUUGAGCACCUUGAAAAAUAUUGGCCAUUUAAAAGAUUAUCGGUCCUUCAUAAGUCUACCGACAAAAAAAAAGGGAUAUAGUGGCGUUGGACUUUUUGUGCGUAUCCCCCAAACGCCAAUACAAAGAAAGUAUCUAACUGUUGUCAAGGCUGAAGAAGGACUUACGGGUUGGUUAUCGGAUAAAAGUGGGAAAUCAUAUCGGUUGCAAGAUAGUAAUAUUGGGGGGUAUACAGAUAUUGAUGAAAAACUGGGUUUAGAUCUAGACAGCGAAGGACGAUGCGUUGUUAUUGAAUUGAUAAAUAACUGUGUGGUUUUCGCGUUAUACUGCCCCGCAAACUCACUGGGAACAGAAGACGGUGAAAUUUUCAGGCUACGAUUUCUACUGCACUUGUUGAAACGGUGUCACAAUUUGAAAUUCAACCAUGGUAAAGAUGUCAUUAUUAUGGGUGAUAUCAAUGUGUGUCUUGAUUUGAUUGACAGUGCUGAGGGCAUCAAUGAUAGAUUAGCAACAAAUCAAAUCACCGAUAUAUCUGAUGGAUGCUCGUUUGAAAUUGCCAACUACGAUGAAUGCUGCAAGUUUAAAAAAUCGAGACGUGCUCGCGAAUUAAUGAAUGAUUACGUUAUACGAUCAAUGGUUCAAGAGAGAACAGAUGCAUCUAUGGGAGAUAAUUUCCUAUAUGACACCACGAGGUACAUCCAAGGAAGAAGAAGAAAAAUGUAUACGGUGUGGAACACCUUGACCAGUUCAAGACAAAUCAAUUACGGUUCAAGAAUAGAUUUGAUUUUAUGCAGCUCACAGAAUAUGGUCAAUUGUGUCUCAAAUGCAGAUAUCUGGCCAUUCAUACUAGGCAGUGAUCAUUGUCCCGUUUUCACUGAUUUUGAUCCAUGGAAUGAAGGUUCAGCAACAGAGGAAAUGAACUUGAAUGAGAAUAACAAGCUUCUUUUUGAGGCCAAAUACCACUUUAAAUUAAACAAAAUGAGAGAUAUUUCAACGUUAUUUGGUGCUGGUAAAAAGAGAUCAGUGCAGUCAGAUACCGAAACCUCCUCUGGUGUAGAUAUCACGUCUCUGGAAAAACUGGCAACUCCCGAAUCACAAUCAAAGGCAGGUGCUGGUAUUGCUGCUACAAAGAGACCCAAGUUAGUCUAUACGAGUAGAAAAAUAGCCGCAAAAGACAGUAAGCCUAGAGCAAUAAACGACUACUUUAGCUAG